Fusarium falciforme is the source of this 933-nucleotide messenger RNA. RefSeq lists its product as hypothetical. The record is from RefSeq and is a predicted model, not a curated record. Gene Ontology annotation, molecular function: DNA binding. NCBI's taxonomy places the organism in Eukaryota, Fungi, Ascomycota, Sordariomycetes, Hypocreales, Nectriaceae. The transcript has 4 exons. Bases 1 to 933 code for a protein of 310 amino acids.
AUGGGCAAGAAGAAGCGCGGCCACCCCGACAUCGAGGAGCUCCUCAAUCGGCCGUGGUGCUACUACUGCGAGCGUGAUUUUGAAGAUUUGAAGCUUCUCAUCUCUCAUCAAAAGGCCAAGCAUUUCAAAUGCGACCGCUGUGGUCGUCGACUUAACACUGCGGGAGGUCUUUCCGUGCACAUGAACCAGGUGCACAAGGAGAACCUCUCGCAGGUCGAAAACGCGCUGCCGAACCGACAGGGCCUCGAGGUCGAGAUCUUUGGCAUGGAGGGUAUCCCCCAAGACAUCCUCGACCAGCACCGCAACCGCAUCCUCCAGAACUUCCAGCAGGCGCAAAAAGACAGGCAGAUUGCGACCGGAAAUCCUCUUCCUGGUCAGGCGAUGAACAACCCCCGGAAGAAGCUCAAGGUCGAAUCGGCGAGCGAGCUCAAGAAGCGGCUGGAGGAGUUUCGCGCGAGGAAGAAGGAUAUUGCUGCUAAUGGAGGUGUGGAUGCCGCUGCGACGGCGACUGAGAACCAGGCUACCUUUAAUGCUCCCCCUUAUCAAACAUCACAAGCACCUUACGAGCAACCAGGGUAUCCUGCACAAGCAGCACCUGGUGCUGCGCAACCCUACGGUUACUCGCCCAACUCGCUACCCGCGAGGCCAUCAUCAGGCAACCUUCCCGCUCCUCCUGGUCUUCCUCAGCGACCGACACAGGGUGGCGCAUGGAACGGUCCAGCUCCCGCUGCUGGUGAUGACAUUGACCAGCUGAUCCGCAUGGCCGAGGCGGGUAUUAAGCCACCGCAGAAGGGUGAGGGAGAGGAGAGUGACAAGAAGAAGAAGGACAAGGACAAGAAGGGAAGGAUGUUUUACGACGAUGCCGAGGUCAGCCCCGAGGAGAGGAUGGCUGCUCUACCACGGUAUCGGUUCACACCAGAGGUUGGGGCCUAG